UAGAGCCCCGGCACUGUGUCUGGUGUGGAGGUGGACAACCAGGGACAAGAAGAAUCAUGAAGCAUUUGGCAUUGUUAACUUUCGCGCUUGCUCUUUAUGUGGCAUUAACCACUGCAAAGUCUCCAUACCAGCAAGUGCUCCAGCACAGUCGGAUCAGGGGAAGACAGCAUGGCCCCAAUGUGUGCGCCCUGCAGCAGGUCCAAGGCAGCAAUAAGAAAUACUUCACAAACUGCAAGCAGUGGUAUCACCGGAAGAUCUGUGGCAAGCCCACGGUGAUCACCUAUGAAUGCUGUCCAGGGUAUGAAAAGGUCCAAGGGGAGAAAGGCUGUCCUUCAGCGCUUCCCCUUUCCAACAUUUACAACACCCUGGGAGUAGUAGGAGCCACCACCACCAAGAUGUACUCGGAGAGAGCCGAACUGCAGCCCGAAAUCGAGGGGCCCGGGAGCUUCACCAUCUUCGCCCCGAGCAACGAAGCCUGGUCCACCCUGCCCGCUGAAAUCCUGGAUGCCCUUGUCAGCAAUGUGAACAUUGAGCUGCUGAAUGCACUUCAUUACCACAUGGUGAACAGACGCCUGACAACUGAAGACCUGAAGCACGGAAUGGUCGUGCCGUCCAUGUACCAGGAUCUGAACGUGCUUAUUCACCACUAUCCCAAUGGGAUUGUGACGGUGAACUGUGCCCGUCUCAUGAAAGCGGACCAACACGCUACCAACGGAGUCGUUCACGUUAUUGACCGGGUCAUCACAGCCAUCACCAACACCAUCCAGCAAUCCAUCGAGGGUGACGACCUGCUGGAGACACUGAGUACGGCUGUAGCCGCAGCUGGUCUGGAACAGGUCCUGGACAGCGAGGGACAGUACACCUUCUUUGCUCCGACCAAUGAGGCCUUUGAGAAGAUCAACCCAGAAACCCUCAACAGGAUCCUGGGAGACCCUGUGGCUCUGAAAGACCUGCUGAACUACCAUAUUCUGAAGACAGUCCAGUGUUCAGAAUCCAUCGUGGCAGGCACACCCAUGGAGACCCUGCAAGGCACUGCCCUGGAGGUGGGCUGCGAUGGAUCUGAGAUGACCAUCAACGGCAAAGCCAUCAUCACCAGCAAGGAUCACCUGGGAACCAACGGUGUCAUCCACUACAUCAGUGAGCUCCUCAUCCCAGAUUCAGCCAAGACCCUCGCUGAGCUGGCAGAAGGCUCCACAGUGAGCACAGCCCUGGAUCUCUUCAGUCAAGCUGGCCUGAGCUCCCACAUGACUGGCAGUGAGGCUGUCACCCUGCUGGCACCCACCAACGAUGCUUUCAAAGAUACCACGUUAAGAGUUACUCCAGAAGUGAAGAGGCUCCUCAGGAACCAUAUUGUGAAGGAGCAGCUGUCCUCCAAGCACUUGUACCAUGGACAGGUCCUGGAGACUCUGGGAGGAAAGAAGCUGAGAGUCUUUGUUUACCGCAAUGCUGUGUGCAUUGAGAACACCUGCAUUGCAGCCCAUGACAAGAAAGGGCGGUAUGGCAGUCUGUUUCACAUAGACAAGGUCCUCACUCCGCCCGUGGGCACUGUCAUGGACGUUCUGAAGGGAGACAAUCGCUUCAGCACACUGGUUGGUGCUAUCCAGAGAGCAGGCCUCACAGAGAUGCUAAACCAGCAGGGUACUUACACAGUCUUCGCUCCCACCAAUGAAGCAUUCAGCGCCAUGCCUCGCGGGGAGCUGAAUAAGCUCAUGGGUAACUCACGGCAGCUGUCUGACCUCUUGAAGUACCACAUUGGGGAGGAGCUCCUGGUCAGUGGGGGAGUGGGAUCUUACACCAGGCUAAAGUCUCUCCAGGGUGACAAGCUUGAACUGAGCAUGAGGAACUACACUGUAAAUGUUAACAGGGUCCCAGUGGCUGAAGCAGACAUGAUGGCUACCAAUGGAGUGGUGUUCGCAGUCAGCUCAAUCAUACAGCCUGUUGCCAGAACUGCAGGAGACGAGGCUGCAGAAAGUAUCGUCAGGCAAGACUCAGCCAUGAGGGCUCCAAUCCAAACAAUCAGACCAGGUGAAUUAGCUCGUAGAUAUCACUCUAGCAGACAAGUCAGACGCACCCAGUAACUUCCAUCGUGACAGAAUGCUUCGGAGCCACUCCAGACAGACCCUUCCCAUCACAGCGAUUGAAAGUGAUUCCUUAUGUUCUGGAGCACAUUCUUAUUCUCGAAUGUCAAUGUGUAUUCCUUCAUUUGUAUUCACCACCACAUCAGCGCCUUUAAAAAAAAAAAAUGCUUACUUGACUUAUUUUACCACAUAAAAAAAAACUAAACCUGUACAGAUUGGUUGGAUGUUUGGGGUAAGUGUACAUUAUCUGCUGACUGUCUCAUUUUGUUAACAGUGUACGUAAUUGAAUUGGUUUAAAACGUACACAUGAGAAACGCCUUCCUGAACUUUAGUUUCAAGCAGAAAUUGUUAAAAGCUGUAAGGUUUUUUUUUUCUUCUUAUAAAUGUAGCAUGAUUGCAUGGUAUGAGCAAUAGCAGAAGAAAACAAGUUAUUUCAUUUCUGUGUCAACAAAUGUUUAGGUGACACAGUCCAAAUAUCGUUUUACAAAUGCUGUCGUUUUGAUUUCACAAAGUGUAAAAUCACAAACACAAACUUUUUUUGUAAAAUAGCCAUGCCUUCUACCAUACAAAUAAAGAGUUCAUUUUGUAACAAAA
Molecule: messenger RNA, 2672 nt
Organism: Acipenser ruthenus (sterlet)
Lineage: Eukaryota; Metazoa; Chordata; Actinopteri; Acipenseriformes; Acipenseridae
Product: transforming growth factor-beta-induced protein ig-h3-like
Exons: 17
Coding region: 57-2078 (673 amino acids)
Molecular function (GO): protein binding
Source: RefSeq, a predicted model, not a curated record